Messenger RNA from Centropristis striata (black sea bass), 1596 nucleotides. It is a transcript of the gene ptgr2, whose product is annotated as prostaglandin reductase 2. Gene Ontology annotation, biological process: prostaglandin metabolic process. The transcript is spliced from 8 exons. NCBI's taxonomy places the organism in Eukaryota, Metazoa, Chordata, Actinopteri, Perciformes, Serranidae. Gene Ontology annotation, molecular function: 15-oxoprostaglandin 13-reductase [NAD(P)+] activity. The coding region runs from base 271 to 1314 and encodes 347 amino acids. The record is from RefSeq and is a predicted model, not a curated record.
ACGGAAGUUGCUUACAGAGAAGCCUCUUGCUUUGGGCUGAAACGGUCUCAUGUUUACUGUUAGCCUCCAGAUAACAGAAGGGACUUAACGUAAACACAAGACAAGUAUUUAAGUCAGGUUCUGGAGUUAGUUAGUCACUUUCUGGUGCAGGAGCAAGCAGCUUUUAACACUGUGACCUUAGCGCACGUAACUAAAAGCCUGACUUUUGUUGCCAGAUCUGGGACAGGUACCUCUCGGCGUCGAUAUCAAGACUAACUUUCCUUUUCGAAGAUGCAGGUGAAGAAAAUCGUUCUCAACUCAAGACCAGGUAACGAUGGAGAGCCAGUUCCUGAAAAUUUCCGACUGGAGGAGACCACUUUGGCAGCUGACCUGAAAGAUGGGGAGGUCCUACUUCGGACACUUUGGCUUUCCGUCGACCCUUACAUGCGAUGCAGAAUGAAUGAAGACACCGGUGCUGAAUACCUGACUCCGUGGCAGCUGUCUGAGAGUGCUGAAGGUGGAGGUGUCGGCGUGGUUGAGGCCAGCAGCUGCAGUACUUACAGUGUAGGAGAUAUUGCUGCUCACUUCAGCUGGCCUUGGCAGACCCACGUUGUUCUGCAAGGAAGUGUCUUAGAGAAGCUUGAUCCAACAUUGGUCGAUGGGCACCUCUCCUACUAUCUGGGUGCAUUUGGUAUGACAGGCGCCACUGCACUGUUGGGCAUGAGGGAGAUGGGUAAUGUGACCAAAGACGGCAAUCAGACCAUGGUGGUGAGCGGAGCGGCUGGGGCCUGUGGCUCCAUAGCUGGACAGAUUGGCAAGGUGGAUGGUUGCGUAAAAGUAGUUGGGAUUUGCGGCUCUGAUGAGAAGUGCAAAGCUUUAGUGGAUGACCUGGGCUUCUCUGCGGCCAUCAACUACCGCCAAGAGGACGUCUCUGCAAAGCUCAAGGAGCACUGCCCUAAAGGAAUAGAUGUUUACUUUGACAACGUGGGCGGUGCCAUCAGUGACACUGUAAUCCAGCAGAUGAACAACGACAGCCAUGUGGUCCUGUGUGGGCAGAUCUCACAGUACAACAAGGAUGUGCCGUAUCCUCCACCCCUGAGCGCAGAGACACAGGAAGCCCUGCAAAAGAAGAACAUCACCCGGGAGCGGUUUAUUGUGCUCGACCACAUGAGCAAAUUGGAGGCUACCAUCACUGAACUCUGCGAGCUAGUUGUAUCAGGCCAAGUCAAAGUGCUGGAAACUGUGGCAAAUGGCAUUGAAAACAUGGGAGAUGCAUUUUGCUCUAUGAUGAAAGGAGGAAACAUUGGCAAGCAAGUUGUAAAGAUAUCGGAGUGAAGAAAAUCACUGUAGCUGCUCUCAUCGGACAGACGCCUUGAGAAAUCAAACUGCAGUUUGCCUUCCGAUCACUGCCAUUAACACUAACUCAUUAAACUCUAGAAACAUAAUGCAUUCAUCAGCUGACGUUAGUUAAUUACAAUUACAAACCAUGACAGAGAAAUCACACAAUGUUCUUUUAAAUUGUGUUUGAGAGAAAGAUAAAUGAAAUGUGAAGUGUAAAUGAAGUCUUAUUGACUUUUGGAAAUAGAUGCUGCUGUUUAAUAAAUGUUGAGUACAAAA